GCCAGUGUUGUAGGAGGGGUGCGUAGCGCUUAGUGGUUAAAUGUUGGUUACAGAACCUAGUUGUGUUAAACUACUAACCCAUAUUUAGACAGGAAUGUCUUUUCCGUUUUUUUAAGUACAAAACUUUAGGAGCUAACUUCAGUUUCGCGAGAAGACCCGAAGAAAGAGUCCGAACAGAGUGAAAAUAACGACAAAAAUAGCCAAAAUGGAGAGUCACGAAGGAGCAGCAGCUGCAGCAGCGAGAGACUGUGUGCUUGACUUUUCUCGUUUGAGUUUGAAUACUUUCAACGCUGACAACAUUAGCGGGGACAGAAAGAGUGACACCAGGCAGCUCUUCCUAAACUAUAACCGACUUUCCUCGCUACCCUCGUCGGUCAGCCUAUUCUACAACCUGGAGAUUUUGGACAUUAGCAACAACGGGCUGACGGACAUCUGCGAAGGCAUCACCAGACUCACUAAGCUUAAAACACUUUUAGCCAAGAACAACCGCCUGGACGAGUUCUCGCUGCCCAAGGAGUUCGGCUCUCUGCAGCUGGAGGUGCUGAACUUUAGCGGGAACCGCUUCGAGGAGAUCCCGCUCCAGUGUACCAAACUGAUGCGUCUGCAGUCGCUUUCUAUCGGCGGAAACAGGCUGAAAAGUAUCCCUGCAGAGAUAGAAUAUUUGACCAGUUUGGAAAUGUUGUAUUUGGGUGGAAACCUCAUCUCAGACAUUCCUCCUGAACUGGCACACCUGCCCUACCUCACCUACCUGGUGUUAUGUGACAACCGUAUCCAAAGUGUGCCUCCGCAGCUCGCCAGGCUCCACUCGCUGCGGUCUUUAAGUCUCCACAACAACCUGCUCACCUACCUGCCGAGGGAGAUCCUCAGCCUGGUGCACCUGGAGGAGCUCAGUCUUAGAGGCAACCCACUGGUGGUGCGCUUCGUCAAAGAGAUGAUUUACGACCCUCCUUCGCUGCUGGAGCUGGCAGGACGUACCGUUAAAAGCAGAAAUAUUCCUUACUGUCCAUACGACAUGCCUUACAACCUGGUGCGCUACUUGGACCUUGCCAGCAAGUGCCCCAAUCCCAAAUGUGCUGGCGUUUACUUUGAUUCAUGCGUGCGACAGAUCAAAUUCAUCGACUUCUGUGGAAAGUACCGGCUGCCUCUCAUGCACUACCUGUGCUCCCCCGAGUGCACAUCCCCCUGCAGCUCCAACCCUCAGAGCGACGCUGAGUCUGAGGAAGAGAACAGCGUGCCCGCGGACCGCCUCCAAAGGGUCCUGCUGGGAUAAUGCCACACAGAGGACCUUAAAGGAAAAGCGGAGCUUGGCUCAGACUUUGCUGUACAUACACCUUUAAACUCACUGCACACACACACACACACACACACACACGGCUGCUUAUACACACAAAACAUUCGUCUUUUUUUUUUUUGAUCUUGGGAAUGUACAAGCUUCAAUUAGUGGACAUAUUAUCUGAAAAACUGUCUGUUUCAUUUCCCCAGAUUAAUUCAUGACCAAAAGAAGGGUUUGGUGCUCCGGGUCCCAACCUCAUGAACCUGCUCUUCUGUGUUUGAACACAGGAGGGCGCUAAAAUGUCUCUAUGGACUAUAAAGACUAAAGGACUGAAGUUGCAACGUUCAAGCCUCUUUAGUAAAUAUGUCUCUAAUUUUCAUUUUAAGGAUGGAUCUGAAUCUUUUAUUGUAGUUGUUGCUGCUGUUGGCCUCUCUAUUCCUGCGACCAAAUGAUCAAAAUGUGCGGUCAGAACGUCUUUUGGAAGUUCUGGUUCUCAAGUGUGAGAUGAACCUAUUAAACUCACUGGUGCACCUAUUAUUAAGCUGGGCAGUGAUGUUUGUCAGCAGUGUGAUCAUUUAAUGCACCAUGUUUGGGAAGCAGUGCUGACACAGAAGCUCGGUUGUAUUAUAUUAACGGAUUCAUACAGCAGUGUGCUUGUACAGGCUUACUGACAGGAAGUGGAUGCGGGGCGGACCAGGGAAAACUAUGCGAGCACGGAAACAAUAGCUAUUGAACAGUUUCAGCCUUCAUGUGUGUUCAGGGCUGCAGGCGUUCUCUUGUUGGAGGCAUUCAGACAAAUCUCAUUGUUUUUUUGGGGUUUUUUUUUUCUUUUAAGUUAGACUCUGAUGUCAAACAAUGGUCUUCUGUUUACAUUUAUUUUAAAAGAUUUGUGUGGAGAAAUGUUGUCGUCCCACACUUUUAUUUUCUUCUUCCGUAUUUUUAAGAAAACAGAAGAACUCUGUUACAAUCGCACCAACAUUUGAGCACUGGGCCUUUUUGAUGCUGAUUUCAACGAGUAAUCCAAGGUAUAAAAACUGUGAUGUAUAUAUAAUAUACGCACCCUAAAAUGUGAUGGACAUAAUAUUAAAAAUUAUGAGUUUUUUAUAUAAACUUUUAAUUGAGGGGUGCAAGACAAGUAACCUUUUAUAACAAAAUGAGCUUUUGUACAAAGAUUUUUAUAAUGUCAAACUAUAAGUUUAAAGGUUUCUCAGAACAGACUGCACUUAAAGUGAGUUUAUUGAUCUAUUAAGUGUAUGUGGGUUUACUCCUAGGAUGAUGUAAGUGAACAGAGAUUAAUAAAACAAUUUAAUGUC
This is a messenger RNA of Girardinichthys multiradiatus, 2586 nucleotides long. Its product is annotated as leucine-rich repeat-containing protein 58-like. Gene Ontology annotation, molecular function: protein binding. Lineage: Eukaryota; Metazoa; Chordata; Actinopteri; Cyprinodontiformes; Goodeidae. The record is from RefSeq and is a predicted model, not a curated record. Bases 206 to 1270 code for a protein of 354 amino acids. The transcript has 4 exons.